This is a messenger RNA of Coffea arabica (coffee), 723 nucleotides long. The record is from RefSeq and is a predicted model, not a curated record. Lineage: Eukaryota; Viridiplantae; Streptophyta; Magnoliopsida; Gentianales; Rubiaceae.
AUGGGUCUUGGUAAUACUAUAGUGGAAAAAAAUGAAUCCUCAAAUCAAGACCGUGCCAAAGCUAUGAUUUUUCUUCGUCAUCAUUUAGAUGAAGGAUUAAAAUCAGAAUAUCUUACUGUUAAAGAUCCUCUUGUUCUUUGGCGAGAUUUGAAAGAAAGAUUCGACCACCUGAAGUUGGUCGUUCUUCCAAAAGCCCGAUAUGAUUGGUUUCACUUACGGCUGCAAGAUUUUAAAUCUGUCAAAGAAUAUAAUUCAGCUAUGUUCAGAAUCACUUCUCAAUUAUCAUUAUGUGAUGAAAAAGUCACUGAUGAAGAUAUGUUAGAGAAAACAUUUUCUACUUUUCAUGUCUCUAACAUGCUCCUGCAGCAGCAAUAUCGAGAGAAGGAGUUUACAAAAUAUUCUGAACUUAUUGCAUGUCUUCUCUUGGCUGAACAAAACAAUGAAUUGUUGCUGAAAAAUCAUGAGUCCCGACCAACUGGUGCAAGUCCAUUCCCUGAAGCGAAUGCGACCCAAUUUCAAAAUUCUGGUCGAGGUCGUGGCUCCGAACAUCUUGUUGACCUCUAUCAAGCAUCAUUGAAAAAGAAAGACAAAGGUGUUGAGACAAAUUUCAUUGAUCAAAAGAAUGACUAUGAUGAUGGUGACGAUGCUGACAUGACAAACCUCGAUGUUGCUGAUUUUUUUGAACAUCCUGAAGAUAUCAACAAAUAUCCCAUGAUUAUUUAG